ACUAUGAUAAUUUUGAACCAAAUAGUCUCUCAUUCUGAGAUUGGAGACUGUUUAAAAUAUUUGGAUCUUCGAGAAUGAGAUUUAGUCGUUGUCUAGUGAAAAAGAUUCGUUGACGGAGGAAUGUCUUUCCCUCACCUCUUUAUCAUGUUUAUAUUUCUCCAAACCUUAUAUCAUGUUUUAACAUACCUUUGGGUUUCAGAUUCACUAAAAUUUUAUAAGCAUCAAAAAUAUUCCAUUAAUAGUUUCAUUGAAUCAUGUACAAUUCGGCCUAAAAACUCCGGAUCACUUUCAAAAGACGAAAAAUUAUAUUGUUAUUGUUUUACACUAGGUAAGUUAGGACCGUUGUUUUUGCAGCAUUUGUGUAACCGUCCACCGUGUUACUCAUUGGUACAAAUCAACGCUUUCAAGAACAACAGCGGUGAUAUCUAAACACUUAAGUGUUGGGACGUCAUAAGGCCUAAUGAAAACGGAUAAUUUUAUGGAAAAAGGUGGCAUUCCUAUUAAAUGUACAAAGGUUUCAAAGUAUACGGAUCACGACUACAUAGCUAGUUUUUCUACACACGCCCGUCGGCUCAGGUAGGGUGUUACUAUAUGAAUUCUCUUUACAUACGUCGUAUUACAUUAACGAUGGGAAUCGUUGAUAAUAAGCUUCAUGCUCUUAUGGAAACAUUUCGUUCAAAGUUUCUUAUUAAACAAGAUAUGUUUGAUGAUAUGCUAUUAGUAUUAAAAGAUGGUGUUAAAGAUGAUGUCUUGCUCUACAUAUGUGUUAGUAUAUUAAUUUGGACAAAACGUUUUAAAUGA
Messenger RNA from Didymodactylos carnosus, 801 nucleotides. NCBI's taxonomy places the organism in Eukaryota, Metazoa, Rotifera, Eurotatoria, Philodinida, Philodinidae. The record is from the annotation of a GenBank genome assembly.